Eucalyptus grandis is the source of this 2059-nucleotide messenger RNA. Its product is annotated as inorganic phosphate transporter 1-4. Gene Ontology annotation, biological process: phosphate ion transport; transmembrane transport. The coding region runs from base 172 to 1758 and encodes 528 amino acids. Gene Ontology annotation, cellular component: membrane. The transcript has a single exon. Lineage: Eukaryota; Viridiplantae; Streptophyta; Magnoliopsida; Myrtales; Myrtaceae. Gene Ontology annotation, molecular function: phosphate transmembrane transporter activity. The record is from RefSeq and is a predicted model, not a curated record.
UUGGCUUGUGAUGGCAUGUAAGGAUAAGAUAUGGAAAUGAGAUCUUUCUCUUCUUGGCUUGUGACUAAACAUGAUUAAUCUGUGGCCGGUUAGUGCAAGUGCUCAUAGUUGUUUCUUGUCGAUCCUGAAAUUAUUAUUCACAGAGGAAGAGAGCGGAGAGAGUCGAAGGCCAUGGCGGGGGAACAGUUGCAAGUCCUCAACGCCCUCGAUGUGGCAAAGACCCAAUGGUACCACUUCACCGCGAUCAUCAUCGCCGGGAUGGGUUUCUUCACCGAUGCCUACGAUCUGUUCUGCAUCUCCCUUGUCACCAAGUUGCUCGGCCGCCUCUAUUACCAUGUCGAUGGCGCGGCAAAGCCUGGCACUCUGCCUCCUAAUGUUUCGGCAGCCGUCAAUGGUGUGGCGCUCUGUGGGACCCUCGCCGGCCAGCUCUUCUUCGGGUGGCUCGGUGACAAGUUGGGCCGAAAGAAGGUCUAUGGCCUGACCCUGUUGCUCAUGAUCAUAUGCUCCGUCGCCUCGGGCCUCUCAUUUGGGCACAGCGCCAAGUCGGUGAUGGCCACCUUGUGCUUCUUCCGCUUCUGGCUUGGCUUCGGAAUCGGUGGUGAUUACCCUUUGUCAGCCACAAUCAUGUCUGAGUAUGCAAAUAAGAAGACCCGAGGUGCUUUCAUCGCUGCCGUUUUUGCCAUGCAGGGCUUCGGGAUCCUCGCCGGUGGUGUCUUCGCGAUCAUUGCGUCGACGGCCUUCAGGGUCAAGUAUGACGCCCCGGCUUAUGAGGUGGACCCGCUCGGCUCAACUGUUCCACAGGCAGACUAUCUCUGGAGGAUCGUCUUGAUGGUGGGAGCGUUCCCGGCGGCGCUCACCUAUUACUGGAGGAUGAAGAUGCCGGAGACCGCCCGCUACACUGCCCUCGUGGCUAAGAAUGCCAAGCAGGCCGCAACGGACAUGUCCAAGGUCUUGCAAGUUGACAUCGAGGCCGAGCAGAGCAAGAUCGAGAAGCUGACCCAGGGUGAGGCCGGUGGAUUUGGCUUGUUCACCAAGCAGUUCCUCCAACGCCAUGGCCUCCACCUGCUUGGGACGACCUCCACCUGGUUCCUGCUCGACAUUGCAUUCUACAGCCAGAACCUGUUCCAGAAGGAUAUCUUCAGCGCGAUUGGGUGGAUCCCUGGGGCGAAGACCAUGAACGCAAUUGAGGAGGUGUUUUGGAUUGCGCGGGCGCAGACACUUAUUGCCCUGUGCAGCACCGUCCCUGGGUACUGGUUCACCGUGGCCUUGAUUGACAGGAUGGGGCGUUUCGCCAUCCAGCUGAUGGGCUUCGCUUUCAUGACGAUAUUCAUGUUCGCACUCGCUAUCCCAUACGACCACUGGACGCACAAGGAAAACCGCAUCGGGUUUGUAGUGGUGUACUCACUCACUUUCUUCUUCGCCAACUUUGGGCCCAACGCCACCACUUUCGUGGUCCCGGCAGAGAUCUUCCCUGCCAGGCUGCGGUCGACCUGCCACGGGAUAUCUGCGGCAGCAGGGAAGCUUGGGGCGAUCGUGGGUGCAUUCGGAUUCCUGUACCUGGCGCAGAACCAGGACAAGACCAAGGUGGAUGCAGGCUACCCGGCAGGCAUCGGGGUCCGGAACUCGCUCAUCUUGUUGGGAGUGGUCAACUUCCUGGGUCUCCUGUUUACGUUCUUGGUGCCUGAGUCCAAGGGCAAGUCAUUGGAAGAGAUGUCUGGAGAGAAUGAGGAAGCGGCAGAGGAGGAGGCGAGGUCCUAGAUCUAGUUCGGACACAGUCAAGUUUAUGUCGGAAAUAAUCCUGCAAAUCUUCAGGUCUUUUAAAGUUUCUAAUGUCUUGAACAUCUGAUCUCCUUUAGCAGCUGAGGUUUUUUUUUCUUUUUUUUUUUCCUCAUCUUUAAGUUUGGCCUUUUCAUUUGGGGGAGUUGCGUUUUGGAGUGGUUGAGCUUUGUAUUACAUAUUUGUAAGUCAAGAAAGUGUAUGUUCUGAUGCCAGUUGCGUGAUCUUGUGUAACCAAUCCAUGGCUCAGUUGUGGCCCCUCGUUGAUCAUUAUUAUUUUCUA